Molecule: messenger RNA, 3561 nt
Organism: Episyrphus balteatus (marmalade hoverfly)
Lineage: Eukaryota; Metazoa; Arthropoda; Insecta; Diptera; Syrphidae
Product: microcephalin
Exons: 9
Coding region: 166-3489 (1107 amino acids)
Biological process (GO): mitotic cell cycle
Source: RefSeq, a predicted model, not a curated record
UUUCUGUUCCGUUGGAUUUUCUUGAUUGUUUGCUUUUUUUUAAUUUGUUCUUAGGUUUUUGGGUUUCUCUUCAUUUUGUAUAAAUUACAGUUUUAAUUAUCAAUUAAUAUAGUGAUAGUUGUUAAAGUUUUAAAGUGUAUUUGAUUUUGUUAAAUCCAAACAAAAAUGGAUCGCUUUGUAACGCGAGCACCAACAUGGAAAACCCUCGAAAUGUCUUCAUUUUCGCGCAGUUUUGCCAAUGUCUCGCUUACUGGCAAAAAAUCCACACCAAAAGAAGAUAAAUCUAAAGUCUCCAAAUUAAAAUCAACAUCCGAUAAAAGACUGAGCAUUCGUGAUGAAAAUUUAUUAAAAAUCAUCUCUAGCCAAGCCGAUGAGCCUUUGAUGGUCGCAUCGACUUUAUUAAAACAUUUAUCACCAACUACAGACCGCUUCAAUGGUAGCUUUGGUGGCAAUGGCAAUACGUCGGCUGUUGCUGCUGCUGCUGUCAGUGAUAAGAACAACGUCUGUCUCAUUCCUAUCAACGAUGAGAACACUCCGCCUCCAAAUGCCCGAAUCAACUUCAAGGACCAGCAAAAGCUGGAUGUUCUGUAUAAUAGCAAUAGUGGUGGCGGGAAGAACGGUUCACGGCCGUCAACUCCAAUCAACAAUAUGAUACCAUCAAAUUUGGGCUCAUGCACACCAAAAGAUAAUCCGUUUAUGGCUCGAAUCCAGAGGGAUUUGAAUAGUCCUUCGGCUGCUACUAGAGUGCGAGCAAUAAAAGCUUUGAGAAGUCCAACAAAGUCAGCUUAUGGGAAUUUUGAUAUACCUCAUGAGGAACAAGAUAUAAUUACGGAGGAGGAACGUAGUAAGUCGCCAGUGAAGAUCAAGAGCAUUCAAGAACUGAUGAAGGAUGUUGUUGUGUAUGUUGAAGUAAGAACUGGUGAGGAUAAUCGUUCGUCGGGUGUGAAAAAAGUGAUCUCAGCUCUGGGAGCAAAAGUAAACGACAAAUUGUUGAGAGACACAACUCAUGUGGUAUUCAAGGAUGGCCUUCUAUCAACAUAUAAUAAAGCUAAAAAAUGGAAUAUUCCUAUUGUGUCGAUUCUGUGGAUUGAGGCGUGUAAAAAACAAAUGAGACUUAUGGCUCCAAAGGAUUUUCCCAUAUCGAAUGCAGAUCGUUAUGAGAAUCCAGAACUUUAUGAUAAAAUGAAGCGUUACAAAUCUAUGCAACCUGAUGCCGAAGAUAAUCGACGAGCAAAAACAAAGGCUCCUACGAAAGAAAAUGGACUUAAGUCCAAAGCAAUACCAGCGACGGCACCUGCAAUCACACCAACAUUAAAUUCAGCUAAGAAAAAGACUGAUAUAACUCGGUUCUUAACUCAAUUGGACUCAAAGAAAAUUGGAACUCCUAAAAGUUCUGCCGUGGAAGCAUCACCUUCUACUCAAAUGUUGCAAAGAAUCAAUGAAACCUUUUGCACUCCUAAAACACCCAGCAACUCCCUGCAAAAGUUGGCAUACCUUGACACGGUAUCAAGUUUGUCUGAUACCAAUGAACCAACAUCCCAAUCGGUUGAUGCAAAGAAAAUGCUUGAUUUUGUUAAUGAAGAGAGCAUACCUGCUACUCCUUCUACAAAGAAAACGCCUGGCCGUCCUCGCCGCAAUUCAAUACAAGUAUCACAAACUCCAAGCAAAAAUAUUAAAGUUCCUGAGGUUGCCACACCUGAUGUAACUAUCGCGGAAACACCAGGUGUUAGAACUCGUAGACGCAGUUCUAUUCACAUUCCAGCUAAAAUGAGCAUCGUCGACAAAGAAAAAGAAAAAUUGUCCAAAACCACAUUCAACAGCAUUUGUGAAGAAAUAUCAGACAAUACAAAGCCAGAAGUCGAAAAACGACAAACUACUUUCACAGAACAAUCUGUGGACAUGACUAGAAAAAAUAGUGAGAUUGCUGCUACAACCAGCACUCAGAAAAAUCGCAGGCGCACUUUAUAUACCCCAAAUACAAUGGAAGAAAGUAGGUUGCAGUCAAUCAAACCAACACCCUCGGCAAGUAAGAGACGAACUAUUUUUGCCACAUCAACUCAUAAGGCCUUUGACGAUACAAGUAUCUCUGGACUAGCACCAAUUACUCCAAUUGGCAGUGGUGUUCCAUGUUCAACACUUAUUGUAGAUGAUUUGGCUAAGACACCGGUGCAAUAUCCAUCUUUGUUGGAAGAACAUGCAUCUGCUACUAUUUUCAAUUCAGCAAAAACCCCAGCCAAUCCUCGUCGUCGAACCCUUUUUGAUGUCUCCAUGGAUAUUAUUAGUCAACGUUUGCAAAACAUAAAUCAAUCAGCUAAAUCGGUUCGGGUUGGGCGAUUAGAUGACCAAAGUAUCGAUAUUCGAAGUUCCCAAGAUGAUCCAGAAAUUAUUGCAACACUCCUUACUCCAACAGAAAACAAUAACAAACUCAUUCGUAAAGAACUUUUUGUUGAAAAGGAGGCAUCAGUGCAAAAUCAGGUCCCUAUAGCUGAUGUACCAUCGCAAACUGCUAUAGAACCAAUUCCAACAACACCCAUAGAAGUUGUUACGAAAAAGAAGAGGAAACUUUUUGUACCAAAUGAUAUUCUCCUAACACCAACAUCCUCACAAGAAGAUAGCACAGCUAUGUCAAAAAGAAUACUGAGUCCAGCUGCAUCGACGGUUUCUACUCCCGCCACCCAAAAGCGACGCAAAACAAUUAUGCCAACCUUGACGCAGCCAAAAACAGAACAAAAAAAAACUGCUCCAAAAAUCAAUGGUGCCCGAACAAGUCGGCGCAGUACAAUGGACUUUGAAGCAAUCAAAAAAGCAAAGUCUGUGAUCAAUCAAAAGCCUUCGGCUGGAACAACAAAGUCAACAAACGAUACAACAACAAGCACUGCUAGCAAACCUAAACCAUAUCCGUUUCUAGUCUAUACGAACAUGCACACCGAGCAGAUCGAUUUUAUCAAAGAGGCAGUAUCAAAACUUCAAGGAUUUCAACUUGAAAGCAAUGUUAGCGAUAAUACAACUCACAUAGUCAGUCUUGAGCCACGUCGUACAUUCAACUUGCUUCGAGGUCUUGUACGUGGCUUAUGGAUUGUCAAUUAUAACUGGGUAGUUGAUUCUGUUAAAGCUGGCCAGUGGUUAAAUGAAGAGCAAUAUGAAAUGCAGGAAUUUUCUAGUGCAGUUGAGAUUUGUCGUUCUCAAAGGCAAGCUUUUGGAACUCAUUACAAAAUGGAUAUAUUCUCUGCUUUAGGGCCAAUGUUCAUCUCUUCGAAGAGCACUAUUCCAAAAAAUAAUCUUUCGGAACUAAUAACACUUUGCGCAGGUCGCGUUGUAGAUAACCGUAAACGGGCAAAAUAUAUCAUCGGAGAUUCUAGUCCAAAUCCGGUAGCUGACAAAAUCUAUGUUCAACCCCAGUGGAUACUGGAUAGUAUAAGUAAUAAUUCAAUUCAAAAAAUAACAAAAUAUAUUGUUAAUGCAUCGACUGAACAAGAGGUAGCAAAUUAGAAUGCAUAAGUGCAGAAAAAAUGGCCUUUAAUAUUUACACAAUUUUGUAUAAUAAAUGUUUUUCAAAAACAA